AAUUUGUGCAAGACAUAACAGAAACCAACCGUUUGUGGAGUCUAUGGGGAGUUUAUCUAUUUGUGUGAAUGAACCUUCAAAAUUGUUGUGCUUUUCUUCUCCAUGUCGACAAUUGUGGUGCAGAAAUUUGAAUUGGAAGAGUAAUAAGCGUUCUCUCACUUGCUUUUCUUCUCAGAAGAAAAUAGGUUUUAUGGACCAAAUUCUAGAUUACAUUGAAGGCGGUCCAAAGUUAAGGAAAUGGUAUGGGGCACCCGAGCUCCUCCCAAAAGAUGGAUCCCUUUCAGAAGAAGAUAUGUCUUCGGAAGAAGAUGAAGUCAGAGAUGCAGUUUUAGUUACCGAUGGAGAUAAUGAGAUUGGUCAGAUGAUUAUAUUGUCUUUGAUAAUCAAAAGAACUCGGAUCAAAGCUCUGGUAAAGGAUAAGCGGGUUGCAAUGGAAGCAUUUGGUACUUAUGUUGAGCCAAUAGCAGGUGAUGCACGGGACAGGUCAUUGCUAAAGAAGGCUCUAAGUGGUGUUCGUGCAGUGAUAUGCCCAAAUGAAGGUUUUAUAUCAAAUUUAGAGAGUUGGAAAGGUUUACAACAUGUAAUCCUAUUAUCUCAGCUGUCUGUUUAUAGAGGUUCUAGCGGGGUACAAGCAAUUGUUACUGCCAAUGCAAGAAAACAGGCAGAACAAGAUGAAUCACUGGUUAUGGCUUCGGGAAUCCCUUACACCAUUAUUAGAACUGGCUUGUUGGUAAAUGCACCGGGUGGAAAUCAAGGUUUCAACAUUAAAGAGGGCUGUGCAUCACAAGGAAAGUUGAGCAAGGAGGAUGCUGCUUUCAUCUGUGUAGAGGCUCUUGAGACUGUCCCACAGAAAGGACUGACAUUCGAGGUGGUCAAUGGUGAGGACAAGGUCAUGGACUGGAAAGAGUGGUUUGCAACCUUGAUAGAUAAAUAAGUGAUGUAUACAUUAAUAGUGUGAGAAAAUUUCACCAUGAUAUAAUCAAGCUAAAAGCUUUAAUCACAAUGCAAAUUGCUUGUUUUGUGUAUGUAAUUGUGUCAAAAGAAUAGCAUCUUGACUAGUUUGUAAGGAACUGUAAACGAAUAAAAGGCGGUGUCUGAUAGUGAAA
Solanum lycopersicum (tomato) is the source of this 1106-nucleotide messenger RNA. RefSeq lists its product as uncharacterized. The record is from RefSeq and is a predicted model, not a curated record. Lineage: Eukaryota; Viridiplantae; Streptophyta; Magnoliopsida; Solanales; Solanaceae. Gene Ontology annotation, cellular component: chloroplast.